This is a messenger RNA of Dentiscutata heterogama, 528 nucleotides long. NCBI's taxonomy places the organism in Eukaryota, Fungi, Glomeromycota, Glomeromycetes, Diversisporales, Gigasporaceae. The record is from the annotation of a GenBank genome assembly.
AUGCCAAAGUCAAAACAUAAAAAUGCCGCAAAAGAACGUAUACUUACACAAGGUAGAGAUAAUGAAGGAAGAUUUUCAAAAACUAUAGACACAGAAAGUAGUGAUUUAGAAUAUAGUGAUCCAGAACUUUUAAUUUAUGAAUCAGAGAACAAUAAUGAGAAAGAACUUGAUAAUGAGAUAGAACCUAAUGAAGAAAAAGCUAAACGGUUAAUUAAUGGAGAUAAUUCUUUUUAUAACUUAAAGUGGGAUAAUAAUGUAGCUGAUGGUCGGUUAUCAUAUUAUUCUGGUAGUUCAAAACGUACUCAGCAACGUAAAAAUAAAGAGUUACGGGAGGCAGCGCAAGGGUCAAUGAGUUUGGAUAAUUUUUUUGAACCAAAAAAAAAAUUAGAUGUUAAGUAUGAAAUGUCAGACUCAAAUACAAGCGAUUUAGAUAUAACAAAUGAUACUGUUCAUAAAUAUCUUACAAAAAUUUUUGACUAUGAAAAGCCACAAUCUCGUAUAGAAUUAAGUCUUGAAAUAUCACAACAG